UGCUCGGUGCUUGGUGACACAGCUCCUUCAGCCAAUUAACGUCUUGGUUCCCGGGAGCCGGGCGUGCCUCCGUUACCGUGGUAGCGGGAGAGUGCGGCGGAGCGACACAUAGAGGGGGGGUCACCAUGGAGGAUGUGGAAGAAACGUACUCGGCUGACGACUUUAAGCCCUGCAAAAUCUGCGGUAGAACUUUUCUUCCGAAUGCUUUGAGAAAACAUCUCCCAGUAUGCCAGAAAACCUUAAGUAAAAAAAGGAAAGUAUUUGACUCCAGCAGACAGCGAGCAGAAGGGACAGACAUUUCCACUAUCAAACCCAUAAAGCAAAGGCUGGAACCUCCAAAGAAGCAAUCCAACUGGAGAAGGAAGCACGAGGACUUUAUCGCCACUAUAAGAGCUGCUAAAGGUCUUACUCAAAUUUUAAAAGAAGGAGGAGACCUUCCGCCACCGCCUCCACCUUCAUAUGACCCAGACUAUGUUCAGUGCCCGUACUGUCAGCGGAGGUUUAAUGAGAAAUCUGCAGACCGGCACAUCGGCUUCUGCAAGGAACAGGCAGCUCGCAUAACCAAUAAAGGCAAACUUGGUGGAGAUACAAAGGCGAAACCAGCUGCUCGGACUCCGUUGAAGCCCCCUUCACUCAAGAAGACUAAUUCCCCGGCCUCCGUGACCACAACAAAUUCCCGCUUGCCUCAGCCACCUAACUUGGGUAAAGCGGCUUCAGGUAUACCCUCCGGAAAGCCUGCAGCAAGCGCUGCAGGGACAGGGAACCGUCUGCAGACAUUUUCUCCAGCCCAUAAAAAUUCAGCCAUAUCAAGUUCUCAGACUGGUAAAGUGGGUACACUAGGCCCACCCCUGCGGACAGGAAGAGAUUCACAAAGAUUGCACGAGAGUGACACAAAAACAGGCAGUUCCAUCCCGAGAUCUAAUGAAUUACUUCCCAUGAGCAAGGGGUCAUUAAAGUCAAGUACACCGCCCAGCAUGGCAAGAAACCCAACCUCCGUUCUUUCCGCUAACAAAAGGAAAACAUACAAUGCAGAAAGCUACUCCAGGCCUGAUAACAGAGUGGGUUACGAUACUGGAGACUGCUCGGAUGCCAUGAAUGGAGGCCGCAUGAAAAUUGGAGAUAAUAAUGGAUCAGGGCAGCUGACAAAGUUUUGCCAUGAGUGUGGCACCAAAUACCCAGUUCAGUCUGCCAAGUUCUGCUGCGAAUGUGGCGUCAGAAGAAUGGCUAUGUGAUAAUUUCCUUAUUUAUCCUAAAGGAAGCCAAACAUUACAGUAUAUCAACUAAAAAUGGGCUUACUGUGACUGCUUACCUUUAUGGUAUAUAAAUUACUGGACUUGCAUAACGACCAAGAGAUAACUCAGCCGAAGUUAAAAAAGUUAAUGACUUUAAAUUAAAAAAAAUACAUUUAUUAUCAUACUAGAAUAUUAAAAUUGGGCCUAAAAUUUUAAGAAAAAAUUAUCUUUAUCCACAUCGCACUAUAUUACCUUUAAGUAUCAGUUAAGUAUUCUUUAGUAUGAUGUGACAACAGCUUAAAGGGAACCUGUCACCGGGAUUUUGUGUAUAGAGCUGAG
Messenger RNA from Bufo gargarizans (Asiatic toad), 1571 nucleotides. It is a transcript of the gene ZC2HC1A, whose product is annotated as zinc finger C2HC-type containing 1A. NCBI's taxonomy places the organism in Eukaryota, Metazoa, Chordata, Amphibia, Anura, Bufonidae. The coding region runs from base 126 to 1232 and encodes 368 amino acids. The transcript has 10 exons. The record is from RefSeq and is a predicted model, not a curated record.